This is a messenger RNA of Carassius carassius (crucian carp), 1276 nucleotides long. RefSeq lists its product as uncharacterized. NCBI's taxonomy places the organism in Eukaryota, Metazoa, Chordata, Actinopteri, Cypriniformes, Cyprinidae. Bases 29 to 1261 code for a protein of 410 amino acids. The transcript is spliced from 11 exons. The record is from RefSeq and is a predicted model, not a curated record.
UCCGAGGACAGUGGAAGUACUGCUGGAGAUGAAAGACGCGAGUCUUCUGAACCACACCAGCCAGAUUCAUCCCCAUCUCCAGUGCCAUCCGAGGACAGUGGAAGUACUGCUGGAGAUGAAAGACGCAAGUCUUCUGAACCACAGCAGCCAGAAUCAUCCCCAUAUACAGUGCCAUCCGAGGACAGUGGAAGUGCUGCUGGAGAUGAAAGACGCGAGUCUUCUGAACCACAGCAGCCAGAAUCAUCCCCAUAUACAGUGCCAUCCGAGGACAGUGGAAGUGCUGCUGGAGAUGAAAGACGCGAGUCUUCUGAACCACAGCAGCCAAAAUUGUCCCCAUAUACAGUGCCAUCCGAGGACAGUGGAAGUACUGCUGGAGAUGAAAGACGCGAGUCUUCUGAACCACAGCAGCCAGAAUCAUCCCCAUAUACAGUGCCAUCCGAGGACAGUGGAAGUGCUGCUGGAGAUGAAAGAUGUGAGUCUCCAGGCCAAUGCAACAAACCACUACCACCUGGCAAUGCAUGUCUUUGGUGCCCUCACAACUGCAAGCACUUUAAAAGAACUGGAUGACAUGGUUCAAAGUGCUACAGUUGUCUUCUCCAGUCCAUGCUGUGGUGCAAGUGUUGAGAAGCACUUCAAGAACCUGCAAUCGUGGCUGCAGAAAAAAGGGACUCCAUUGGAUGAGACUACCAAGUCUAGGGGUGAUGCAGAGGACUUGAAGGAUAUUACAGGAAGCAACAGAUUUGCAAAACGUUGCAAUGCAAUUAUUUCUAAUGCCCCACUGGACAAGCAUGGAGAGGUCAAUGUGUACCAAUGCAAAGGGCUUAUUGAUCACCUCAAGAAAUACGUUCUGCCAUUUGCUGGAUUAUGGACCGGGAUAAUGCUAGGUGACCUUGGACGACAUGGGACAGGACCACAGUAUAAGCAGUGCUCCAGGAGAUACAAUGCCCUGAGAAAGCUUACAAGACAAAACAUUACACAGGACAACAAAACUCAAGGAGUAAUGGAAAAGAGUCAGUGGGACUUGAAACAUAUUCGUUUUACUUCUGGCCGGCUCACCAGGCUUGAUGACUUUGUAGCCCAGUAUCGGAUUAGCCACACUGCACUCCUGAAGGAGUAUGAGGACUCCGAAAGAGUUUUCCGAAGGAAGACUUACAGAGUAGAAAAAGAAAUAUGGAAAGAAAAGCAACAGAAAAAACGGGGAAGAUAUGUCUCAGCAAUUCCCAAGCCUUUCCGUUUCAAGACAUCAAAAAAGAAGGUAUAGAGACAAUGUAAUGCU